CAACCCUCGCGUUUGUAUAAAAUGUUCUACUCGUACAUGUGUUCUCUUAUUGUGAUAUUUCCUGCACGAAUUGACAAAACAGAAUGAAACUGUCGCUGGUUUGUGGAUUUGCCGUGUGUCUGGUGCUGACAGAACUGACCGGCGCGGAUGCUGCCGUACAGUGUUACGUUUGUACCGCCUGCAAUGACCCAUUUGACGCCGGUAACGCUGUCGCAUCCAAGGUGUCGUGCCCCGGGGGCUGCAUGAAGACGAAAACCGAAGGCAUUGUGGUGCGUUCCUGCUCCAUUCUUUCAACCUCGGACUCCUGCAACACUGUGGAGCUGUUCGGCGUCAAGUCAGAGGCGUGCACGUGCACCGCAGAUCUCUGCAACUCCGCCCAGACAAUGACGUCAUCUUACGUCAUUGUGGUCGUCUCCGUGUUAGCAUUCUUGACUAAGAUAGCUAAAUUUUAAUCGUAUACUUUCCGUUCAAAAUACGAGACCAGCAAUGUGCAUCGAUUAUAUUGAUGGACUAAAUUUAUAAGACCAGUUCACAGUAUAAAAUGUUGAUGUAAACUGUU
Dreissena polymorpha is the source of this 559-nucleotide messenger RNA. RefSeq lists its product as uncharacterized. The record is from RefSeq and is a predicted model, not a curated record. The transcript has 3 exons. NCBI's taxonomy places the organism in Eukaryota, Metazoa, Mollusca, Bivalvia, Myida, Dreissenidae. The coding region runs from base 84 to 452 and encodes 122 amino acids.